Syngnathoides biaculeatus (alligator pipefish) is the source of this 2390-nucleotide messenger RNA. Its product is annotated as multidrug and toxin extrusion protein 1-like. The record is from RefSeq and is a predicted model, not a curated record. NCBI's taxonomy places the organism in Eukaryota, Metazoa, Chordata, Actinopteri, Syngnathiformes, Syngnathidae. Gene Ontology annotation, cellular component: membrane. The coding region runs from base 506 to 2281 and encodes 591 amino acids. Gene Ontology annotation, biological process: xenobiotic detoxification by transmembrane export across the plasma membrane. The transcript has 17 exons. Gene Ontology annotation, molecular function: antiporter activity; xenobiotic transmembrane transporter activity.
CAUUAAAGUGUUUAAUACUUUUGAUCCAGGAGUCACUAAUGGGUUAGUGGUACACACGCCUACCUUUGGUGCUGGCAGCGUGGGAUCGAUUCCCGCUCAGUGAUGGUGUCGAUAUCUGCCCCGUGACUGACUGGCGACCAGUUCAGGGUGUAGUCCGCCUUUCACCUGAACCUAGCUGGGAGAGGUUCCAGCUUUCCCGCAACUCUUGUGAGGAUAAGCGGCUUGGAUAAUGACAUGACUUUGGAUCCAAACAUGACCAGAGAUCUUGAUUGAUCAUUCAAAAUGACGUUUUUGCCCUGAUAAAGUUUGAAUCCCUGUAAAAGAAAAAAGUAAGACAAAAACAAUCCAAAAGAUGCUUUGUUUAAUCUCUGCGACUGUUGUCUGUCCGCAUGUGCCCUGCGAUUGGCUGGCAAGCAGUUCAGGGCGUAGUCAGCCUCUUGCCCGAAGAUAGUUGGGAUAGGCUCCAGCACUCCUGUGGCCCUUCUGAGGAAAAGCAUGUCAAAAAAUGGAUGAAUGGAUGCAUGUUUCAACAGAUAAACAUGUUACCUUCAGGGAUCAGGAAAUUGCACCCAAGGAUGAAGGAGACAUUUGCAACGAGCUUGUCAUCCAAUCAUCCCGGCACGUCACAUUCAUUCCUGCACUGAGCUUUCGGGGUCGCGUCGACGGGUCUCGCCGCGCCAUGGCGCGCUUCACGCUGCAGCUGCCCGAGGACCACAAGAGAGAAACGUUGCUCUUGUUGAAGCUGGCCGGCCCGGUGUUCAUUUCUCAGACGAUGAGCUUCAUGAUCGGCUUCGUCAGCCUGGUGUUCUGCGGCCAUCUGGGAAAAACCGAGUUGGCCGGUGUGGCCUUAGCAAUAGCGGUGAUAAACGUCUCGGGCAUUUCGAUCGGCAGCGGGCUGGCGUCAGCAUGUGAUACGCUCAUAUCUCAGACCUACGGGGGCGGUAACCUGAAGCUGGUGGGCGUGAUCCUGCAGAGGGGCGUCCUCAUCCUGCUGCUGUCCUGCUUGCCCUGCUGGGCCGUCCUGCUCAACACGGAGCCCCUCCUGCUGGCCGUCGGCCAGAGUGCCGACGCCGCCAGGCUCUCUCAGCUCUACGUCAACAUCUUCAUGCCGGCUUUACCCGCUGCCUUCAUGUACCAGCUGCAGGGGAGGUAUCUUCAGAAUCAGGGCAUCAUGUGGCCUCAGGUGAUAUCCGGAGCCGCUUGCAACGUUUUCAAUGCAAUCAUCAACUACGUCUUCCUGGGGGUGUUGGAGCUCGGAGUGGCUGGAUCAGCUGCCGCUAACGCCAUCUCGCAGUACUCCUUGAUGGUGUUUUUGUUCGUGUACAUAAACUCCAGGGGUCUUCACAAAGCCACGUGGGAUGGUUGGUCGGUGGACAGCUUGCGUGAGUGGGGUCCCUUCCUGCGUCUGGCGCUGCCCAGCAUGCUGAUGACGUGUCUGGAGUGGUGGCUCUACGAGAUCGCUGGCUUCCUGGCGGGUUUGAUCAGCGAGGUGGAGCUGGGAGCCCAGUCAAUCCUGUACCAGCUGGCCACCAUGGUCUUUAUGUCCCCGGUGGGCUUUUCCGUGGCAGCCAGCGUUCGCGUGGGGAACAACCUCGGGGCCGGGAACACCGAGCAGGCCAAGCUCUGUGGGAAGAUGUCCGCCAUGUGCACGCUGGUGGUCUCGUGCUUCAUUGGGACCUUCCUGGCCUUAUCCCGGGACGUCAUCGCUUACAUUUUCACCACAGACAAGGACAUCGUGGCAAGGGUGGCAAAUGUUUUAAAGAUGUACAGCGUCAGUCACAUUGCUGACUCCUACUCAGCCGUGAUGGGAGGAAUCGUCCGGGGCGCUGGGAAGCAAGCGGUAGGUGCGGGUUGCAGCUUGGUGGGCUACUACAUGGUGGGCUUCCCCAUCGGCGUGUCACUCAUGUUCCCUGUCAACCUGGGCAUCUUCGGAUUGUGGUCAGGUUUCCUAGUUUGCGUGGCCUUCCAAUCCCUCUUCUACACCGUCUACUUGUGCAAGCUCAACUGGAGGAAAGCCACGGUGGAGGCGCUGGUACGCGCUGGAGUCCAUUUUAGGCAACAAGACAAGAUCUUUGUCAUAGACAACACAGUAUGUCAACAGCAGAUGAGUACCAAUGCAUCCAAUCCUUCGAGUCCAGAACGAUUUGGAUCGGACGAAACGGUCCCGCCGUCAAUCCGGCAACUUGUAUUACGCCGCGGCCUAGUGGUAGUUGUCUUGGUUGCCAUCCUGGUCGCUGGAGUGUUUGUCAGCGAGCUGCUGGUCACGCUGCAAUUGGACUGAUCGGAAGCCAAAUUGGCCGCCCCACAACACACAGUUUCACUGUAGCACGUUCAGAAAAUGUUUUUCAACUAGACUUUCUGAUUAUGUACUUAUAUAGUAUGAUACAUGU